AUGACGCUGGAUGAGGGCCCAUGGGCCGAUCACCACAUUCAACUGGAUGCCCUGCUGCGGGAGUUAGAGGCGUCCAUAGAGGAUGAUACCCCGGGCGACACGGGGGCAUUGGCUGAAAGGGCUAGGAUGUUCGCCGCCCUGCCUUGGCGGAGACGGGCGCAGCCCGGGGAACCGCCAGAAGAGCUGCGCAGCCGCGUGCGGCAGGCGGUCCAGCAGCUACUUGUAGCCAAUGGCCGGAUCCUGGGCAGGAUGCAAGACCGCAUGCAAGACCGCGUGGGCGCACCGGAUAGGCAGAGCGCUGCGGCGGGCCAUGUCAGCAUCGCCAGCAUGCUGUUUACCGGCUGCAUUGACCUGGCGCCUGCCGACUGCGCCCGCGGCGUCCAGUUGCUGCUGGGUUCAGGCACCCUGGUGCUCAUGAGCACAGCCACAUUGGAACGGGAGGCCGGCGAUGCGCUGGCAGAUGACCUGCUGGCACUGGUGGAGGCGCAAGUGACGGCAAUGCUGCACGUGCUGGAGUGCUCUCGCAUGGAGCCGGACAACGGCGCAUCGCUGGAGAGCCUGGCCACCCAGCAUGCACCGCCUGGACAGCUGAUGGAUUGGGUGGAGGCCGUGGUGCAGGCGAUGCAGGCCCUCCUGGCGUCUGGGCCGGCAGGGCCGGUGCACAUGCGCAUUCUUGGGCCGAUGGCGCAUGUGCUGAGACACAUGGUGAAGUGCCCGCGCUUCUUUUCGCCUCAUCGUGAUGAGUGGCUGCGGCGCCUGGAUUUAAGCCACAGCCUGCUCAUGCUGCUACUGCCAGCGCUCUCGGCGACGGCAGCCGCAGUGCAGCUUCCAGAGGAGCGGCGGCCGCAGCGAGCCUGCUGGGAGCUGGCAGCCAGUUUGGCCAUUGUCGUCAGCUGUGGCGCUAUCAGGCACGCUCUUUUGGAGCUGCUGGCGGCGUCGGCUCAAGACAGCAGCAGCCCCGCGGCCACCAGCAUUGCGCGGCUGACACGCGCGGCGACGGCUCUCAUGCAGCACGUUCCGCUGGGCGACCCCACGCAGGCAGCAGUGGCCGGUGGGCCUCAAGCCGUGCCUGAUCAUCGCUUCUGGAUUGCCUUCAGCAUGUCCAAGCUGCUGGGGUUGUCAGCCUACCUGCAGUGGCAGCUGCUUGACCGGCAGCCUGCAACUGCCAGGCCGUCAGAUGCGGCGCAGCGGCACGCACACUUCCUACCGCUCUUCCCACGUCUGGGCCGCGUGCUGGGCAUGGCCAUUGGCGCUGCGAAGCAUAGUCCAGGGAACGCGUCCUGGAGCCUGGUGUCGGACAUGUUCGCGUUCGUGGACUAUCUUGCGCAGCUGCUGUGCAUCCUGGCCGAGCCCAGGUCCAACCCGCACGGCGCUUUGAAGGUUGAGUGCCCGCUAAUACGUGCGCCGCUGUCUCGCAGCACCCUGGACGCACUAGCGGCCUGGUGCAGCUGCGCAGCAGACGCCCUGCAGCUGCUGCCGCUGGUGGCGAAGGCGGAGGCGGAGGCGGAGGCGUCGCGCCUGAGGCUGGGGCCAGUGGCGGCAGAGGUGGACGCUCAGCUUUUGGACGUGCCGGACCAGCUUGCUGCACGCCUGGCCGGUCUCCCCUGUCUUGUUGUGCUGGCCUGCAAGGUCUUCUCGCAUCUCGGGGAGCCGGAUCACCCGACAGCUGUUGCGGCAGUCCUCGCUGAGGAUGGGCAGCGUGGGGAGGUGCUGCUAUCUUCGCUGCGCCGGCUGCACGCCUCCGGGUGUCGUUACGUGCACUGGCGCGCGGCUGACGGCGAUGCGCCGCUGCCCUGCUACAUGGCUAUGCUGGAGGUGGUGGCCCAGCCAGCAUCAGUCUGCUGCCAGCUGCAUGACAUUGUUGAGCGCUGCAGCGGCACCAGCACGGGCGACAUCAGCGGUGACAGCAGCGGCGGCACCGCUGCAGCGCUUGCGAUGGCACCUAGCAGGUGGCUGCAGGGCCUCUGUGCCGCCCAUGCGCAGGCCGUACAGGUGCUGCUGCCGCGCAUGCAUGGGACAGGCUUGAGCCAGGUACAGCAUUUGCAUGUGGCGUGCUGCCUGCUGGACGUGGUUGCUUGGGCGCCGGCAGCGCUGGCCACCAGCCGAGAGCUGCAACUCGGGCUGACCUAUGCCUUGGAGGCACUGGCGCCUCAGGCGGCCGCCCUCGUCCUUGGCAGCGGCAGCGGCGCUGCACGUGCGGCGACCACAGACUUGCUGGCGCACGCGGCAAAGGCCGAGAUUUGUGCGUCGGUUAACUACGUCCCCGACUCCAUCCUACUGACACUCCACUCGUUUGCGGCGGCCGCCAGACAGGCAAUUGCUGUUGUUUCCGCUGCCUCGUCUGCCGGCACUGCAGCGAGCACCGGCGAUGAGCUGAUGCUUGAGCUGGCGGCAGCGCAGAGGGAGCUGGAGGCGGUGAUUAACCCUGCUCCUAGCAGACACAGCAACGCUUUGGUUGCACUCUUGGAGCAAGCGAUCGCUGCAGCAGAUGGCUCGGUGCAGCAGCAGAAACAGGCGGCGCAGUCGCUGCAGCAGCACCUGCAACAGGUGCAGCUUCCGGCAGCGCAGCGGCUGGCGGUGGCGCUGCUGCGCUGGUGGCGGCGGCCGCAGCAGGAGGAGGCAGACCGGCUGGAGCUGGCGCAGGCGGCGGCCACCCGCAGCUGCGCCUACCUUGCCUGCGCCAACCUGGGCGCCGAGGGUGGCGCAGGGGCUGGGGAGGGCGUGGGAAGCAAGCGGUGCAGCGGGUGCCGGGCGGUGUGGUACUGCGGCACUGCCUGCUCCCAUGCCGACUGGCGGGCGGGGGGGCACCGCCGGGUGUGCAAGGCGCUGGAGGCGGCGCGGAAGGCGGCGCGGCAGCAGCUGCACGCUGCGAGGGCGUAG
This is a messenger RNA of Chlorella variabilis, 2880 nucleotides long. RefSeq lists its product as hypothetical. The record is from RefSeq and is a predicted model, not a curated record. Lineage: Eukaryota; Viridiplantae; Chlorophyta; Trebouxiophyceae; Chlorellales; Chlorellaceae. The transcript has 6 exons. The coding region runs from base 1 to 2880 and encodes 959 amino acids.